UCCCCAUGAAUCAUCUAUCAGUUAUGUCCUUGUAAAGCUCACCGUAAGAACACUUCAGAAUCAUCAUGACCGUUACUAUUCGUGAAGCCCAGGAAUCUGACGCAGAUGCCGUUUCCAGAAUUUGUCUACUCACUGCCAAAGGAGGUCAAUCUGCGGACGAUCUCCACGAUUUCAAAGAACUUCCAGGCCUGACUUACGCCGUCCCCUACGUCAAACUUCCCACCACUCUCGGCUUCGUAUUGAUCGACGAUAAGAACUCUGGAUCCGGAGAAGGAGACGUCGUCGGGUACACACUAGCCUCUAGAAACUCUCGGGAAUUCGACCGCUACGCGGCGGAACACUGGUGGCCCAUCCUGGCUGAGAAAUACCCCCCUUCAUUGGCCCAGAAACCGGCCGACAAAGAGUUCAUGGAGCUUUUCCGUAAUAUGCACGGGAAAUCGGAAGCAAGGGUGUCUUUCGGUGCUGCAAAUAUGCAUAUAAAUCUACUCGAGCCCUAUCAGCGGCAAGGGUGGGGCAGCAAACUCGUUGGUAGAAUGGUAGAAGCUUUGCGUAAAGAGGAUCCGGAUGGUGGUGUUACACUCGGAAUGGACCCAAGGAAUCUAGCGGUGAGGAGAUUCUAUGAGAAAUUCGGGUUCGAGUCGUUUGAAGGCGGAAAAUUCAAUGAGUUGGGAUUGAAGUUUUCCAAGGCAAAGAACUUGGCUAUUUAAUAUGAGUCUGAAGCACAUCAAUAGUUGUAGAACAUCGAGGCUCAAUAUAGUAUUCCAGUCCCCACCUCCAUGAGACUCCAUGGCGAAGAUUCAAAGUGCUGUAAAGCAGUUGUCCCCAAUCGGAAGGCUACCAUACAGUAAAUCUCCACAAACGAGAUACGAUUCCGAGUCCGUUCACACAUAAUCCCCCUCGCAGACUCCAGGAUCGGUUGCUCACAAGCGCAUCAGGAUUGUAUUCGACUCGAACCAGUCACUGGUGCUGAGAUGUGAUGUGCGGAAUCACUUUGCUUUGCUGAGACCCCUGAGCGCCAGUUUUCAAAGUGUAACAUCAAUUAUCUUUCAUUCCCGGGAGAGGGACCCUAUACCGACGAAAUUUAUCAUUUCCAGGCAGGUCAUCUCACAUACUUACAUCUCACCACCGAUAGCCUCGGUCAACAGUCAUU
Lentinula edodes (shiitake mushroom) is the source of this 1150-nucleotide messenger RNA. Its product is annotated as acyl-CoA N-acyltransferase. The coding region runs from base 66 to 707 and encodes 213 amino acids. NCBI's taxonomy places the organism in Eukaryota, Fungi, Basidiomycota, Agaricomycetes, Agaricales, Omphalotaceae. Gene Ontology annotation, molecular function: acyltransferase activity, transferring groups other than amino-acyl groups. The record is from RefSeq and is a predicted model, not a curated record. The transcript is spliced from 2 exons.